Messenger RNA from Juglans regia (Persian walnut), 2528 nucleotides. RefSeq names its product probable methyltransferase PMT10. Gene Ontology annotation, cellular component: endosome; trans-Golgi network; cytoplasm. Gene Ontology annotation, molecular function: methyltransferase activity. Bases 145 to 2133 code for a protein of 662 amino acids. NCBI's taxonomy places the organism in Eukaryota, Viridiplantae, Streptophyta, Magnoliopsida, Fagales, Juglandaceae. The record is from RefSeq and is a predicted model, not a curated record. The transcript has 9 exons.
AACCUUCAGAAUAUUCCCAGCGCCUCUCCGUACCGUCAACGCUCUGGAAUGCACUGCACCUCUCGAUUUAACAUUCAUUAAUCCAUCUCCAUUUAGUUUUUCCCAUGCUUUCCCGAUCGAGAAACAAACGGAUAAACGGAAUCCAUGAAGCCCGUAACGUUCAUGAACGCCUUGUGCGAGGCUGUUAGAGCUCCGACGUUCGUCAAGGUUACUGCUUUUACCAUCCUUUCCCUCUCCAUCUUCUUUCUCUUCGACCGCUUCUCUUCCACUUACCCUUCCCUUAUCUUCUCCCUCUCGCCUGUCACCAGAAAGGCGCCGUCUCCUCAUUCUACUUAUCCACUGCCACUAGCUACUGAAACGCCAUCUUUGUCGUCGACGCCGCCUCCGUCUCCUCCUUUUCCGCCGCCGAAGCCGGCUCGGGUGGACAUAAUGAUCAGGAUGGGGAUAGUGGACGAGACGGGGGUCAUGUCGCUGGACUUCGAGGUCGGAGCCAUAGACGAGAGUGUAACCGAGGAGGAGUUGAGGAGCACGAGCGGUGGGAGAGAGGAGGAGGCGGAGAAGGGUGGCGGCGGUGGCAGCUUUAAGGUUGAGAAGUACGAGGUUUGCGAGCAGAGUAUGAGUGAGUAUGUUCCGUGUAUGGACAAUGUGGAUGUGAACAGGCGGCUGAAAUUGAGUGACAGCGUGGAGAAGUACGAGCGGCAUUGCCCGGAGGAAAGGAAGGGGUUGGGUUGCUUGGUGCCGAGGCCGAAGGGUUAUCAGGUCAAGAUACCUUGGCCGAGGAGUCGAGACGAGGUGUGGUUGAGUAAUGUACCACGUACAGGUCUGGUUGGAAAUAAAGGUAGCUACAAAUGGAUAUCAAUAAGAAAUGACAAGUACAUUUUUCUGGGAGGUGGCAGGGCAGAUAAACACUUGAAUCGGAUUCUUAAGAUGGUUCCUGAAAUUGCUUUUGGCCAAAAGACCCGAGUAGCCUUGGAUGUUGAGAGUGGAGUAGCAGAUUUUGGUGCCUUUUUGAUGCAGCAUAAUGUGACUGCUCUGUCAAUAGCAGGGAAAGAUAUCCAUGAGAACCAGAUUCAUUUUGCUUUAGAGCGUGGUGUGCCUGCCAUGGUAGCAACAUUUGCUACUCGGCGUCUAUUGUAUCCAAGCCAGGCUUUUGACUUCAUCCAUUGUUUAGGCUGUGGAGUUAAUUGGACCCUUGAUGAUGGAAAGCUGCUUCUUGAGGCCAACAGGAUCCUAAGGGCAGGAGGGUACUUUGUGUGGGCAGAAGAGCCUGUUUAUAAACAUGAAGAGAACCUACAGAAACAAUGGAAAGAAAUGGAGGAUCUGACUACUCGCAUUUGUUGGGAACUAGUAAAGAAGAAGGGAUACAUUGCUAUAUGGAAAAAACCUUUGAACAACAGCUGCUAUAUUAAUCGUGAAAGUGGAGUGCAGCCUCCAUUAUGUGAUUCCAAUGAUGAUCCAGACAAUGUUUGGUACGUUGGUUUGAAGGUAUGCAUCACUCCACUAUCAGAGAAUGGAUAUGGAGCUCAUGUAACUACAUGGCCUGCACGCCUUCAUUAUCCACCAGACAGGCUCCAGAGCAUAGAAAUGGACGCCUACGUAUCCAGAAAGGAAAUUUUCAUGGCAGAGUCGAAGUAUUGGAAUGAGAUAAUAUUUAGCUAUGUUCGUGGUUUCCGCUGGAAAGACUUCAAACUAAGAAAUGUGAUGGACAUGAGAGCUGGAUAUGGAGGGUUUGCAGCAGCAUUGCAUGAUCACCAGAUUGAUUGCUGGGUUAUGAACGUUGUUCCUGUUAGUGGGCCCAAUACCUUGCCUGUUAUCUAUGACCGAGGACUUAUAGGAGUUAGGCAUGACUGGUGCGAGCCAUUUGACACUUACCCUAGAACGUAUGACCUGUUGCAUGCAAAUGGUCUCUUCACUGUUGAGAAAAAGAGGCGCAAAUGUGAUAUCUCAACCAUCAUGCUUGAGAUGGAUCGAAUUCUAAGACCCAACGGGCGUGUUUAUAUACGUGACAAGGUAUCAGUUAUUGGGGAAGUGAAAGAAAUUGCAUCUGCAUUGGGAUGGGCAUCUGCACUACGUGAUACUGAAGAGGGGCCUUAUUCAAGCUUGAUUAUGUUAAUAUGCGAUAAACGUAUGUGAACUGCUUGAUUGUGGGCAAGCCGGUAGUAAGCACUUAUAAUGUCUUUUUGCCCUAAUUGUCAUUCACUCUUCUCUGUGAAAGGAGUCUUCCUGAAGAGUGAAGUCUCACCAAGAUGGAAGGCGCUGCGAGUAACUGGCUCUCAACCCAUCUCUCAAUCCAAACCGACUCUAACUAAUAUGACAUGUUUUCUAUGGAAUAUACAUAUAUCCCUUGAUUAGAUUGGUCAAGAAUAGCACAUUAACAUGAUUGUUCAAAACUUGCAACAUAAUUAUGAAUACGAUUAAAGUAUCGAGAAAGGUUCUGUUCAUAUGACAAUGUAUGUUAUCCUGUAACUUACAGCAUAGGAUUUUAUUAGGUAUAUCUAGUACUAUAGAAACUGGCUUUCUUAUAUAUA